Messenger RNA from Hibiscus syriacus, 1573 nucleotides. RefSeq names its product probable serine/threonine-protein kinase PBL19. Gene Ontology annotation, biological process: protein phosphorylation. Lineage: Eukaryota; Viridiplantae; Streptophyta; Magnoliopsida; Malvales; Malvaceae. The record is from RefSeq and is a predicted model, not a curated record. The transcript is spliced from 4 exons. Gene Ontology annotation, molecular function: ATP binding; protein kinase activity. Bases 118 to 1275 code for a protein of 385 amino acids.
GGCUUUUCUGGGUAUUUUUCUUUCCCUUGUUCCUUAUCCGGGUCUAAUCUUCUCCUUUUGAAGCAACGAUUUUGAGGAUAUAACCUGAAGAGAUUUUGUUUUGCCAAGUUAGAGAAAAUGAAGUGUUUUUCUAUGUUCAGCAAGGACAAAUCAAAGAGCAAACGAAGGGAAUCAAGAUCUGCUCCUGAAUUGAGGAACCAAAGUAAGCCAGAUAAUCCACUGAGUCGGACAACAAGAUCAACUCCUUCUCCUAGGAGCAUACCGGAAUUGUAUAAAGAGAAAGAGCAUAAUUUGAGGGUCUUCUCUUUAGAGGAGUUGAAGGAUGCAACAAACGGGUUCAACAGGAUGUUAAAGAUCGGCGAGGGAGGUUUUGGGAGUGUUUAUAAGGGAUCAAUUAGGCCUCUCAAUGGUCGAGGCGACCCUACUGUUGUAGCCAUAAAGAGGCUCAACACGCUCGGUUUACAGGGUCAUAAAGAAUGGCUUGCGGAGAUUCAAUUCCUGGGUGUGGUUAGUCAUCCGAACCUUGUAAAACUUUUAGGGUACUGUUCGGUAGACGGUGAAAGAGGGAUCCAAAGGCUGCUGGUGUAUGAAUUCAUGCCUAAUCGCAGCUUGGAAGAUCAUCUUUUUAACACUACAUCCACGUUACCUUGGAGAACAAGACUAGAGAUUAUGCUUGGUGCUGCUGAAGGACUUGCUUAUCUACACGAUGGUUUGGAAGUUAAGGUGAUAUAUCGAGAUUUCAAAUCCUCGAAUGUGCUCUUGGACGAAAACUUUAGGCCGAAGCUCUCGGACUUUGGUCUUGCAAGGGAAGGGCCAUCAGGGGAUCGUACUCAUGUAUCCACUGCGGUGGUCGGAACUUACGGCUAUGCUGCCCCAGAAUAUGUUGAAACCGGUCAUCUCACAAUCCAAAGUGAUAUAUGGACAUUCGGAGUGGUACUUUUCGAGAUCCUCACGGGGAGGCGAGCCAUCGAAAGAAACCGCCCAACAUCCGAGCAGAAGCUUCUAGACUGGGUUAAACAGUUCCCACCCGAUAGUAGACGAUUCACCAUGAUAAUCGAUCCUCGACUUAGAGGCAACUAUUCACUCGGUGCAGCUCAAAAAGUGGGAAAGUUGGCCAACAGCUGCCUAAACAAAAAUGCCAAAGAAAGACCAACGAUGAGUCAAGUGGUAGAGAGCUUGAAGCAAGUAAUAAAAGAAUCAGAUGAGGCAAGUUCUUCGGCCGACAAGUCCGCCGGUACAUCUUCCACUAGAAAGGGUGACAGGCAAAAGGUUUGAAGUUCGAACUAUGAAUGAAUUUCUGGAUGUCCCAUGCUUCCGCCGAGCUGUGCAGCUUAAGGUUUCUCAUACAGAGAUAUGUUUAAAGACAAGGGAUGCCCUGAAGACUUGGUCUUUGCAUUCCUUUUUUCCCCCUUUUUUUCUUUUCCUUUACUUCCAUAAUACGAUUCAUGGAUAGAACAUAUAAGAGAUAGUACCUAAAAUGGCGAGAAUUUUAGAAUCUAGGAUUAGUGCUUUGUAAAUUAAAACUAUAAGCCCUUACGAAUUGAAUAGAUAUGUGAAUGCCAUUGUCAAUGAA